This is a messenger RNA of Brienomyrus brachyistius, 1273 nucleotides long. It is a transcript of the gene myog, whose product is annotated as myogenin. The transcript is spliced from 3 exons. Gene Ontology annotation, molecular function: protein dimerization activity; DNA-binding transcription factor activity, RNA polymerase II-specific; RNA polymerase II cis-regulatory region sequence-specific DNA binding. Bases 92 to 817 code for a protein of 241 amino acids. Lineage: Eukaryota; Metazoa; Chordata; Actinopteri; Osteoglossiformes; Mormyridae. The record is from RefSeq and is a predicted model, not a curated record. Gene Ontology annotation, biological process: muscle organ development; positive regulation of transcription by RNA polymerase II; positive regulation of myoblast differentiation.
GUUGGUGCGAGCAGUUGUCGUCCACAGAUCCCCCUCAGCGUCCGCUCAGGGAGCUCAGGACCGUACUGUGGCUGCAGAUCCCUGCCGGAACAUGGAGCUGUUUGAGACCAACCCAUACUUCUUCCCUGACCAGCGCUUCUAUGAUGGUGGGGACGCCUUCUACCCCUCCCGGCUGCCCGCCAGCUACGACCAGGGCGCCUACUCGGAGCGGCCCGCCACGGGGCUCCUGUCGGCCGGUGUGUGUCCAGAGGAGAAGUUGUCACCGACUACGCCAGGGCCGCCCCCAUCCCAGGAGCAGUGUCCGGGUCAGUGUCUGCCUUGGGCCUGCCGCGUCUGCAAGCGUCGCUCGGUGACGGUGGACCGGCGGAGGGCCGCCACGCUGCGAGAGAAGCGCCGGCUGAAGAAGGUGAACGAGGCCUUUGAAGCCCUCAAGCGCAGCACCCUGACCAACCCCAACCAACGGCUGCCCAAAGUGGAGAUCCUGAGGAGCGCCAUCCAGUACAUCGAAAGGUUGCAGGCGCUAGUCAGCUCCCUCAACCAGCAGGAGCGUGAGCAGGCCGGCCUGCUGUACCAGGGCCCCGUGGGGCAUGCGGUGUCCUCUCCUAGAGGCCAGCGCACAAGCAGCACCUGCUGCAGCAGCCCCGAGUGGAGUAGCGCCUCAGAGCCCUGCGCCCCCCCGUACCCAGCCAACCCCGAGGAUCUCCUCAGUGACGACUCCUCAGAGCAGCCCAACUUACGCACCCUCAGCUCCAUCAUGGGCAGCCUCGUGGCGGGAGAAGACGGUCCUGUAGCGUACGCAGGUGACAUCACCAAAUGAGCCCCAGGGUUCACCGAGCCCACCUCAGGGGCCAAAGAAGCACUACCAAGAGACCAGAUCACCAGAAAGGCCCGGCAAGACCUUCCUCCCGGCAGAACCAACGUUCCACAUUAUGACAAACUUCCCUUCCUAUACGGAGGGUCGGAUGAACACGAGACAGCCAGACUGUCCGUACUUAACAUGUAUUUGACAGCUUUUGUCCUUUCCAAAGUUUUCCUUUACGUUCUUUCAUUAAUCACGUGUGUUGUCAUGCUUAAAAUGAGGGUAAAUUUGUGGGGCCAAUAUUCAACACUGCAGUUUGACCAAGUUCAGCGUAAUUUAAACUAGUUAUGAUUGCUAGUGAUGUAAAUAUGUUCCCUUUUUCUACAGAGUGGUUUUGCUAUUGUAUUUUUUAUUUUUUGCUAACUUAUUUUGACUUUUAUAAUAAAGACUGUUGUGUAUUUGCACAUCACUGCC